CCAGUAAACUCGGAGAGAAAAAAAGGGCAUUCACAAACCCAAUACAACAGGAAAAAUACACACAUUCGCUCGCUCUCUCCAGUCGUCUAUGUAUUCCGUAGCAAGAAUGAAGUCGGACCGCAAGCCGCCACUCCCUAAAUCGCCGAUCAGGCUUCGACCCCGUCCAGAUCUUCGCUCAAACUCAACAUCUCUGCAAACCCCAUCAGGCUCUUUGGCAAAAUCUGAGAGACCAAAUCGUUGUUGUGACAACCAGGAAACGGAUCUUCGACCCGAGUAUCGCUCAAUCUCGUGCGAGUUGCGGGCUUUAGCGAAGAUGGUAGGCAACGAGUUUGGCAACGGAGAUUCAGACAGUGAUGGGAUUGCUAAUUCUUUCGGUGCCAAUUCGAGUCCUCUGUUUGAGAGGGGUCGGUUUUACGAGGAGUACUCCGCUAGAAGGAACGAGAGGCUGAGGAGCAAGAAGAAAGAGACUGGGCAAGAGAGGAAGACCGCGUACAGUCUCGGUGUCACGGGGGAGUUUGCGAAAAGGAGCAGCAGUACGAAGAAGCUUGUGAACUUGAGGAAAUCGGUCUCGGCGGCUUACUCUGUGGAGCAGAGCGAGGCCCCGACUUCGAGGUAUAUGCUGAGAAGUAUGACGAAGGAGAACAAGAAGCCACCUCUGCCUGUCAAUUCUAGGAAAUCUUCGGUGCUUGGUGCAGAGCCAAAAAUGGGGACUCGAAGCGUACGGAGAGGCUGAGUUUCAAAACACUUGAGAAUUUUCAGAGAAUUCUAAAAUAUUAUUAUUUCUAUUUACUUUUUUUUUUUUUUUUUGGACUUUUGGUACUCAAGGAAGUUGGUUAUUUUAAUAGGAAUUUGAACAUGGUUGCCUUGUUCAUGGAUUUUUUAGUGGUUAUCCCCCGAAUGACUGAGGUUUCAACUUGACAAAGAAACCAAUUCUAAGUAAGCAUUGUAUUUGAUAAAAUAUAAAAAAUUCUAUCAGGAAGUCGGUAGGCAAAACACAUCCUUCAUUUUAUUGACAUGACAAUACUUUGUAGUCUUUGUUAAAAAGAUUUAAAAUUAAAAUCUUUUUGAGUGGUGUCCAGCUUUGGAAGGAUCUUAAAAGACUUGAGAUGAUUUCUAUGAAAA
Messenger RNA from Juglans regia (Persian walnut), 1122 nucleotides. RefSeq lists its product as uncharacterized. The transcript has 2 exons. Lineage: Eukaryota; Viridiplantae; Streptophyta; Magnoliopsida; Fagales; Juglandaceae. The record is from RefSeq and is a predicted model, not a curated record. The coding region runs from base 89 to 733 and encodes 214 amino acids.